Messenger RNA from Actinia tenebrosa (Australian red waratah sea anemone), 1281 nucleotides. Its product is annotated as DNA fragmentation factor subunit alpha. Lineage: Eukaryota; Metazoa; Cnidaria; Anthozoa; Actiniaria; Actiniidae. Gene Ontology annotation, biological process: apoptotic process; regulation of apoptotic process. The record is from RefSeq and is a predicted model, not a curated record.
UUAGACAUAUUAUUUAAAAAUGGCGGACGAUAAUUUUUAAACCAAUUUGUAUGAUUUUUAAGCUAUGAAUACCUCUAAAAGACGGCCAUUUAAGGUCUAUAAUUCCCAACGUAGUAAACGAAAAGGAGUCGUUGCUGAAAAUCUUGGAGAAUUGAAAGAAAAAGGCUGUCAAUCACUUGGCUUGACUGCCUCUUCUUGUCGGGUGUUUAUCGAUAGCGAUGGCACUGAAAUAGAAGACGACGAGUACUUUAGUUUUAUAGAAGAACAAAGUGUACUGAUGUUAGUAGAAGAUGGAGAGGAUUGGAGUUCGUUUGAAGAUGCAUUACUACCCCAGGCUGGUACGAGAACAUAUUCCUCUUUCAACCCAAGCCUGGAAAGCAACGAGAGUCUAGAAAUGGACCACGCAGAUGCAUUGGUACCAAUUUCUGAAUUCCUGGUGCAACAAAUAAGGAAGAAUGCAAUGUUUUUUGUUUCUUUCUCUGAUGAACAGUUACAAACUGUCAUAGAUUGCGACUUGGCAUAUUUGGCGAUGGUUCUUGGGGCUCAAGCUAAAGAGGUUCAACACUAUAAAGAAACAUGUCAGAGAGAGCUUGAUAAGCGUGCGGAGAUGCGUGAAGCUGGUGAAUUGCUCAAACUUUAUGAUAAAGGUGUUAGGCAGAAUGCAGCAAGCAGUGCGAGUGAACCAGGUAGCAAGAGGGUUAAAACACACUGACUGAGCUAAAAUUGUACAUGUAUACAUCAAUCUUGACAGUUUAGUAAAUCAUGAAAUUAUAGAGUGCAAACAAUUAAUCUGUGAAACACGAAUUACUAAAUUGUACAAAAUAGUGCUAAUUAAACAAUAGAAAACAAUGGAAUUUGCAUGAAAUUGUGCUAUUUAGUAUUACUAAAGUUUCACGGUUAUAUUGUUUGCACUGGGAGACAUCAUAAAUACAGGAUAUAACUAGGCUGUGUCGAGGUAAUAUCUUACAAGUAAGCACAGAGGACACGACGCUAUAUUCUGAACAUGAGAAGACACAUAUAAAAUCUGUCUCUCCAAGCAUCCAUGUAAUUGAUGUUUGUUUUUUUUUUACCUUCACGUGUACAAAAAAAGAUUAUCCAUCAAUGAAAAUCCUGAUAAUUUGCAUCAGAUCUGAAUGGGCUUUACAACUGCUUGCCAUUGUAAAUGCCUAUUCUCGACUUUCACAUCUCCAUAAUGCCUUGUGUUUUUGGGGGGUAACCAAUCAAAAAACUGUCCCAAAUUGAAAGGUUUCUUAAUUGAAUUUACACUAUACCUGCUUUUAU